AAAUUCACAUUACUUACAAACACUCUCUCCUUCGCUUACUAAAAACUAAAAUAAACAGGAUUCUUCUCUCUCUCCCUCUCAAUUUCCCCUCUCCAAACAAAAAACCCGCGAAUACCACAAAAUCACAUGCCAAUCUCUUCAAUUUCCAUGUUUCUCCACCGAGCGACGCCGUUGCUCCCUCUCUACAACACCUCCCUCCGCCGUGCCUCCCCCUUCCGCCUCUUCUCCGUCGCCGUCGCCGUCGCCGUCGCCGCUCGACAACCAAACCCUAACAAUGUCUGGAAAAAGCCCCAACAACCGCUCAAGAACCUACUUAAGGCACGAGACAACGCCAAGCACUUCUCUUCUCUUUCCCAAUUCCUCUGCCCCGAAGACGAGACUCAGCUCUCUCAAAACCAAGCCAUCGGCAUGGUCGCUUCAGCUCAAGCUAAUUUCAUGCGCGUAGUGGUCGAAUCAGUGUCUCCAGAAUCAUCUACGAGCGAUUCGAGUUCGUCGGAAUCUUCUGGCCAAGAAGGGCAGAGAAUUGGCGUGGAAUUGCUGUGUGUGGUGAGGGCAGUCUUGAAGAAGAUAAAGAGGAGGGUUUUGGUUGGUGACAAGGUGGUGGUUGGGUCCAUUGAUUGGGUGGACCGGAGGGGCAUGAUCGAGAAUGUAUUUCAGAGAACGACAGAGAUUCUUGAACCGCCGGUGGCAAAUGUUGAUCACUUGCUGGUUUUGUUCUCGAUGGAGCAGCCGAAGUUGGAGCCCUUCGCGCUUACAAGGUUUUUGGUGGAGGCAGAGUCCACAGGGAUACCGAUCACUCUCGUAUUGAAUAAGUCCGAACUUGUUGAUGAAGAGACGCUUAUUUCAUGGAAAUCUAGACUUCGUAGGUGGGGCUAUGAACCAAUUUUCUGCAGUGUUGAAUCCAAACAUGGACUAGAUACUCUUGAGUUCAUUUUGAGAGAACAGAAUUCUGUGAUAGUGGGCCCAAGUGGUGUUGGUAAGUCGAGUCUGAUCAAUGCUUUGAGAAGCAAUCAAUCUAUUGUUGGUACUGCAGAAGGGGAUAAUUGGUUUGAUCAUAUGUUAGGCAACAAGUGGUUUGAGGAUCAGCGUGUUGGAGAAGUGUCAACGAGAAGUGGUAGAGGGAAGCAUACGACUCGAAAUGUUUCGCUACUUCCAUUAUCUGGAGGAGGAUAUCUUGCUGAUACUCCCGGGUUUAACCAACCUAGUUUGAUGAAAGUAACAAAGCAAUCUCUUGCACAACAUUUCCCAGAGAUCCAAAAAAUGCUUGAAGCUAGUGAAACUACAAAAUGUUCUUUCAAUAAUUGCUUGCAUCUUGGUGAACCGGGGUGUGUUGUGAAAGGGGAUUGGGAAAGGUAUCCAUACUAUUUCCAAUUGUUUGAUGAGAUCAAAAUCAGAGAGGAAUUUCAGUUGAGGACACUUGGAACCAAAAGAGAAAGUGAUGUAAGGUAUAAGGCGGGAGAUAUGGGCGUCAAGCAAGCUGAACCAAGGUUAGAGACUAAGAAGCAUCGGAGACAAUCUCGUAAGAAAACCAACCAGUCAAUAAUGAAUGAUCUGGAUGAACUUGAUGAUGAAGACAACUUAUUUGAUGAUGAAAAUCCCAUUUUAAGAGCAAUGAGGCAUGAGAAUCAAUCUUAAGCAUGCUGCCUCGUAUCAGAAAUUGGAAAUAGCACGUUACUUGACCGACCUUUUGUCAAUGAGGUUAAAUGAGUUCACUGGUAAAGAUUACAGUGUGAAAUGAACGAAAUUUUUUGCGCUGAGACAAUCACACUAUGAUGUUACCAAAAAGUCCUUGGAAUGUAAUGGUCAUUUUGGACGUACUGAAUUCAUAUCAUGUCAUUGUGGUUUAGGUGACGUGUGAAAAGAAUUCUGAACGAAAUAAAAUCUUUUGUUAAUACUUAAA
Cornus florida is the source of this 1900-nucleotide messenger RNA. RefSeq names its product small ribosomal subunit biogenesis GTPase RsgA 1, mitochondrial. Gene Ontology annotation, molecular function: GTP binding; GTPase activity. Lineage: Eukaryota; Viridiplantae; Streptophyta; Magnoliopsida; Cornales; Cornaceae. The coding region runs from base 127 to 1635 and encodes 502 amino acids. The record is from RefSeq and is a predicted model, not a curated record. The transcript has 5 exons.